Molecule: messenger RNA, 2610 nt
Organism: Oncorhynchus keta (chum salmon)
Lineage: Eukaryota; Metazoa; Chordata; Actinopteri; Salmoniformes; Salmonidae
Product: neuronal acetylcholine receptor subunit alpha-2-like
Exons: 9
Coding region: 885-2597 (570 amino acids)
Biological process (GO): signal transduction; chemical synaptic transmission; nervous system process
Cellular component (GO): postsynaptic membrane; neuron projection; synapse
Molecular function (GO): acetylcholine-gated monoatomic cation-selective channel activity; transmembrane signaling receptor activity
Source: RefSeq, a predicted model, not a curated record
GGGUAGACGCAGUCAAUCGGUGCCUCACAUUUCCUCCUCCCAGUGGAGCUCGUAGAGUUCAUGGUGAAACAGAAAAAAAAUCGCUUUUAACUGGAAAUGCCAAUGGAAUUGAACUUCUGGAUAUGUACACUGUCAUAUCGAUGUGAAAAUGGAAGUCCAAAUAUUUCGCUCUACUUAGAAAUGUGUUUAAGUUUAAAAGCCGUGCGUAACUGUUUCCUGGAUAAUUGUCUCCUUCCAUGAGUAAAUGAAGCGAGCGUCGUGGUGAGAAUAUGAGCUAUUGGUCUGCUAUCAAAGCAUUUUUUAAGGUAACCUAAUGCCACGUAAAACAGUAUCCGGUUAUCUUAAAGAAACUUUAUAAAAUAGGUGUUCAUUUAACGAAGCGCAUCUUGUAUUUCAGCAGCAUGAGAAGGACUGCGCUUCUUCUUUUCUUAUUUACCUCCUUGCGCAUUUGGAUACAGCUGCUACACAGAACACGGCGGUGAGGACAGAGACAUAUCAUUUUGGAAACUACACCCUUAAAAAGUGAUUUAAUCAAGUGUAAUAUAUGUUCGUGUCUAAAAGGGUACAGCACAGCAGGUGAAGUAAACGUCACUCUCUCCCCGCCCAUGAAGCGCCUGUAUGACAUAUCUGAAGCGAAGCAGGGCUUCCACUCGGGAAGAUGACACAGGAGGAGAGGAUCAUCUCAAGAAUUGACACGGAAGCCGAUUUCUCACCACGUCCCCAUAGUUUCAAGAUAACCUUUCUGGAGAGGAUAUAAUCAAAUAAGAACAUCAAUGUUUUUUUUUUCCCCCGAGAAGAGCAGAUAAAUGUUUUAUAUUUUUUAAAGUAGAAAGAAGCUAGAAGCUUUGGCGAGAAGUAGAAAAGAUCAUUCACCAGGGUGAAAUAUGGAACGUGGAUUAUUCAACCACUUGUUCUCAGCGAGGACCGCUAUGCUCUGUUGUUUCUUCUUAUGUAAGUCAAUUUUCUGUCAUGAGAAGACCCACUCACAUGCGGAGGACGAGCUCUUCAAGAAGCUCUUCAUCGGAUACAACAAGUGGUCCAGACCCGUACCCAACAUCUCAGACGUGGUCAUCGUCAAGUUCGGACUCUCCAUAGCACAGCUCAUUGAUGUGGACGAGAAGAAUCAGAUGAUGACCACCAACGUCUGGCUGAAACAGGAGUGGAAUGACUACAAGCUACGCUGGAGACCGUCUGACUACGACAACGUCACCUCCAUCAGAGUCCCGUCUGAACUCAUCUGGGUCCCAGACAUCGUCCUCUACAACAAUGCAGACGGUGAGUUCGCCGUGACCCACAUGACCAAGGCCCACCUGUUCUACAAUGGGAAGGUGCGCUGGGUUCCCCCGGCCAUCUAUAAGUCCUCCUGCUCUAUAGACGUCACCUUCUUCCCCUUCGACCAGCAAAACUGUAAGAUGAAGUUUGGCUCUUGGACCUACGACAAGGCUAAAAUAGACCUUGAACGCUUUGAGAACACUGUGGAUCUGAACAACUACUGGGAGAGUGGAGAGUGGGCCAUCAUCAACGCAGUGGGAACAUACAACACCAAGAAGUACGACUGCUGUCAUGAGAUCUACCCUGAUAUCACCUACUUCUUCAUCAUCAGACGGCUGCCUCUCUUCUACACCAUCAACCUGAUCAUCCCCUGUCUGCUCAUCUCCUGUCUCACCGUCCUGGUCUUCUAUCUUCCCUCAGACUGUGGGGAGAAGAUCACCCUGUGUAUCUCCGUCCUCCUCUCCCUCACCGUCUUCCUGCUCCUCAUCACAGAGAUCAUCCCUUCCACCUCCCUGGUUAUCCCUCUGAUUGGAGAAUAUCUCCUCUUCACCAUGAUCUUCGUCACUCUCUCCAUCGUCAUCACCGUGUUUGUCCUCAACGUCCACCACCGCUCCCCGGGGACCCAUAAGAUGCCUCGCUGGGUCCACUCUGUCUUCCUGGACCUGAUCCCCAGGUGGCUGUUCAUGAGGCGGCCCGCGCCGGACGGACGGAGACGCAGGUUGUUGAUGCUCCAGCAGGGGGCAGCGGUGGCACAGCACCAGGGACGGACCAUUAACCCCAGACCAGCAGGCCUAGGCCUUCCUCCCUUCCUCAGCACCUCAGCCAGCUGGCUCCGGGACGGAGGAGGGACAACGGAGGACCUACAAAGACGGACCCUUUGUUAUGAGGACCUUGAGCUGGGGGAGCUGACUUCUUACUUCUCCUUCCGUCCUCCGUCACCCAGACCUCCAGGCUCCACCCCUCCGCCCCAGCAGAACCAUCCACACCCAGGGGCAGGGCAGCCUCAUAACCGCCUGGAUGGAGGGGUUGAAGGAGGAGGAGGUGGGGUGAAUAGAAGGGUUAACCCGACCCAGCGACCGGCUAACUUGGUGUCAGACUCUAGAGAGAUAGAGUUCCCUCUGUCUCCCAGCGUGAUACGUGCUCUGGAGGGACUGCACUAUAUCGCAGACCACCUGAGGGCAGAGGACGCAGACUUCAGUGUGAAGGAAGACUGGAAGUACGUUGCCAUGGUGAUCGACCGUAUCUUCCUGUGGAUGUUUAUCAUUGUGUGUCUCCUAGGAACCAUUGGACUCUUCCUCCCUCCCUGGCUGGCUGGCAUGAUAUAGGACCUGGACUCUU